AUGAAAUGUCACUACGAAGUGCUCGGCGUAGCUCAGAACGUGAACGACCAAGAACUCAAGUUGGCGUACCGGCAACUCGCCUUGAAGUGGCAUCCAGAUAAAAAUAUCCAGAAUCAAGAAGAAGCUACCGAGAUUUUCAAGUCGAUCCAAUUAGCUUAUGAGAUCCUAUCCGAUCCCGUUGAGCGCGCCUAUUAUGAUAAGAAUCGUGAGCAUCUAUUGCGGGAUGGAAGGCCACCUGAGGAGCUGAAUCUAGUGAAUGUUUUCGAAUUUUUCACAACGAGCUGCUUCAAAGGCUAUACAGACAGCGAGUCGGGUUUUUUCGCUGUAUAUCGGAAAGUUUUCGCGGACAUAGCCGCUGAGGAAGAACAAGACCUCCCUGGUUUCGGGGACAGCCGCUCAGGAUACGCAGACUCUGUCGGCCCGUUCUACCGAGCUUGGGAAUCUUUUUGCACAUCCUUGGAGUACGAGUGGAUCGUGAAGGAAGAUCCGACAUUGUGCAGGGAAAGGUGGUAUACGCGUGCCUGUAAUAAAGAAAAUCAAAAGGCGCGGGACGCAGCACGUAAAGAACGCAACAUCAAUGUCCGAAGUUUGGCUCAGUUUGUGAAGAAGCGAGAUCCGCGAGUCAAAGCCUACUUAUCAGGUUUACAAGAAAAACAAGAGGCUCACAAAAAGUAUCUGGAUGAACAGCGCCAGCAACAAAGGCUCGAGAAGCUGAAAAAAAUCGAAGAUUUCCAGGAAGCCGAAUGGAUGCCCCUCGAUGAACUGGAGAGACAGCUGGAAGCCCUGGAGGCGGAACACGAUAAGAUUCAGCUUGAAGGCGACGAGGAGGACUCUCUCUUCUGUGUCGUCUGCGACAAGUUGUUCAUGUCAAUCAAAUCCUUCGAGAAUCAUGUUCGCUCCAAGAAACACAAGCAGAAUGAGGAAUUGGUCAAGCAGCAGAUGCAGGAAGACGAAGAAAACUACCGAGAUGAAGAUCUGAACGAGAACGACGGCGAGUCCGAGAAUGAAAUCGAUGAUAAUCGAGCGGAAAAGAUGACGGCUGCAGGAGAGGACACCGCGCAUGUCACUAAGGAACCGGACCCGGGAAAGUGUACGUCAGAUCGAGAUUCCGAUGAAGAGAGGAAAAAACCAAAGUCGAAGCGGAAGAACAAGAAGAAGCAGAUCCUUGUCGCUCGAUUGACUGACAGUGAGACUGAAGCAACCGGUGUCUCCAAACCUGGAGCGGACAGCAGCGACGAUGUCGACUUCAGCAAGAACUCCAGCACAAAGGAUCGCAGAAGGCAGAAAAACUCGGCGAGAAUAAAAGAAACUCAACCGGAGGAAGCAGCGAAGGAGAAAGUGGCUCCUGCAGAAGCUGUUAAGCCUGAAGGAGAAGAGACUAGAGCCCCUGCCCCUGCACCGCCGGCAACGGUGAAAUUGAAAGGUCACAAGGCGAGAGAAGCGAGGCGUAAAGCCCGGAAACAGGAGGAAACGACGCCGACGCCGGUGGGGAACCGAUGCGCCACGUGUGGGGCGGAAUUCCCAUCCAGGAAUAAAAUGUUCGCGCAUUUCAACAGGACAAAUCACGCACAAUACGUAGGGAAAUAAUAUCGAGGCUCCAUGAGGAGAUCUGCGAGGUUCUUCCUCUGUCUUGUUUGAGAGGGAACACGACUGCUUUCG
Molecule: messenger RNA, 1659 nt
Organism: Galendromus occidentalis (western predatory mite)
Lineage: Eukaryota; Metazoa; Arthropoda; Arachnida; Mesostigmata; Phytoseiidae
Product: dnaJ homolog subfamily C member 21
Exons: 9
Coding region: 1-1587 (528 amino acids)
Cellular component (GO): cytoplasm
Molecular function (GO): zinc ion binding; nucleic acid binding
Source: RefSeq, a predicted model, not a curated record